GCCCCGAUCGUCGCACGAGGAGCACGUGUGACCGCGAGUGACCGACAGUGCGAUGAAGUGCGUGAUCCUUGCCGGGUUCCUGAUGACCCUACUGGGUCAUGGAUGUGGAAACGUACUGAGAUGUUCGUUGGAAGGAACAGACGCCGCUUGCUCCAAUGACGAGGAAAAAGUCCAAUCCCCCGUGGAGGUGGAAGAAAAACCAGCGCGGCAGACGGAGUGCCUGGCCGGCAGCGAGUGGGAAAGCAACUGCCACUACUGCCGCUGCGCCGACUCAGGAGUCGCCGAGUGCUUGAAGCAGGAGGCCUGUGAUUCUGGUGUCUUCUCGGAACCGAUCAACUGCAAGCCAAACACGACAUUCGAGCGCGAGUGCAACACCUGCGUCUGCCUCGAAAAUGGCUUGGCGCUAUGCACCAUCCAGUACUGCCGGAGAUCUGCUGUCCCAAAGAAGUCCGAGCUGCCAACAGGCAAAGAAUGCGCGCCAGGAUCAACAUGGCGUAGCAGAUGCAACGACUGCAAAUGCACGGCGUCUGGGUACGCUGCCUGCACUGAGGCGGCUUGCGUGGAACAGGACGCAAAGCCCGAGAUCCGUUGCGCGCCCAACACGAUGUGGCAGAACGACUGUAAUACUUGCUGGUGUAGCGCCGAGGGCCGCGCCAUGUGCACCAAGGUCGGCUGCGUCUCCUUUGCCGAUGUAAAAGUUGAAGAAAUUGCUGAUGAUCAGGACUUCAUUAGUGAAUCGUCAUUUCAGCUCCCAAAAGCCAAGACCAUCAACGGCACCUGCAAGGCCAAAGCGAUGUUCAUCAAGGACUGCAACGUGUGCUGGUGCAACGACGAUGGCACCGGCUACUACUGCACUAGGCGAGUGUGCGUCAACGAGCUGCCAGAAGAACCAAUUGUGGAAGAAAAACCUGAGGAGCUAAGGAUAUUAAAGAAGGAAUGCCGCCCAUACGAGGUGUUCGAGCUGGAUUGCAACAUGUGCCGAUGCAACGCUGAUGGGAAGUCGUUCUCCUGCACUAGGAGGCUCUGCCCUGAUGCUGAAGAUUCUAAGAACACAUCACUCGUCAGAACGGCCAGAGCAGCUCAGGAGGCGCCUUAUAAAGCCUGCCAGCCUGGGCAGGAAUUCCGGCUGGACUGCAACAAGUGCCUCUGCGACAACUCCGGGCAAGACUUCUCGUGCACGCGGAUCGACUGCAACGCUCCUAACAAUGAUGGGGCCAGGACUAAGAGAGAAACUUCCAACUUAGUGGAGGUGUCAGCGGAGUGCACGGCAGGCAGCACCUUCGAGCAGGGCUGCAACACGUGCAAAUGCACCGCCGACGGCCACCACGCCAUGUGCACCAACAAGAAGUGCGUGCAGGAGAACCAGAUCAGCACCGAUGUUCACGGCUCUGACGCCGCUGACCCUGGUUUCCGCUGCAACCCCGGCGAGCAGUUCAAGAAGGAUUGCAACGACUGCACCUGCUCCGCCGACGGCCGAAGCACCUUCUGCACCCUCCGCCUUUGCGACCAAGACAUCACCUCCGGCCUCUAAACCAGCUGUUGCCACCUUGACAUCAACGAGACAGGAAUCUCAAUCUGUUCUGACAGAAAUUAUAUUGUCUGACUAGUUCCAAAAGUCAUUAAAAAUUUUGAACACGUUUAAAUAGCAGAAUUUUCAUUUAUAUCCAUCAUGAUAAAAGAAGAAUUGAAAAAUCAAAUGAUUAAAUACCUGGAUAUCGUUAUAUCGAGCAUAGAUCGGGAAGACAAAAAUGACAAUUUUGUUUACGGACGAUGAACUUUUUCCAAUUGAAAAUGUAGACGUUUUGAACCAAUUUUUAGACAGAAAUUAUCCAAGAUUUUGAUAUUCUAUCAAGGUGGUACUCAAGCCCAAACUUGGGAAGAUUUGGAAAUGGUGUAGAAAAACAUUUCGUAUUUGCCGAAGUGAUGAGUGUUUAAGUAUUUGUGACUAUUUUUACUUAGUUUUAGUGAGUGAGUGAGACAAUAAAAAAGCAACUUAAUAAUUUUAGGACGCUCAAUAGUAAUAAAAUGUUAAAGAAAAAGAUAUUAUUGUGAAAUUUUUCGUUCCAAAACUUCCGUCGUUAGGAAUCAUUCCUAAUAACAUAGAAGCUGUGUUUUUGCAUUUAUAAUUUACAAAUAUUUAAAAGUAAGCAUAAAGAUACUGUGAAAUGUAAUUAUUAAGUGAUUUUACAUUGAAUUAAUCUUCUCUUGCAUCGCAAUUUAGCGUAAAGCUCUAAUGUAGCAAAGUGUGUAGUUGCUUUUUUAUUUACUUUUUUGUCGUAAGGUGUGUUUUUUAAAUGUCGUCAUGCGUGUGGAUUUAUGUAUUUUCACUGUCAUUUGUAACUUCAUCCUCAUCAUAGUUUUUUUGUUUCUGUGUUUUUUGUCACUUUCAGUUUUAGUGUUCUAGGCGUAAUUUACAUUAUGUUCUGGAGUUUUUAGUUCAUCUCAAGUCUCAAGUAACUUUUUUACUGAGAUCAAAAUCACUAGCCUUAACUUUAACUUAAGAUCUGAACUUUCAUGAAAUACGUUUGUUACUAAUCAUUAUUUUCAUUAACAGUUCCCAUGUUAUCAGCAUUAUCAAUAUAUUCGUCCCUCACCUAAUUAUCUUUUUCUUCUGCCUUGCCUUAUCCCGUUUCGCGGGGUCGACUUUUCCAAUCAUGCGCCGCCAUUGAUUUAUAUCUUGAACGUCUUAUCCGUGGAGUCCCAAUAAUAACUAAAAAUAUUUUUUUAUAGGAUGAAGUUUAAAAGUUUUUAAUGGUUUUCUAUCGCAUUUCAUUCCUCUAGUGUAAGUGACUAUGAUGUUGAUGUUCAAUAGUGAAUUUGUUAUGAUAAGUGGCUUGCUUGUACGCUCGCGUACCGUAUUAGAUAAUACCUAAGUAGUUGUAUUGUGUGAUAUUGCGAUUCUUUAAAAAAUAAAUGGAUUUGAUCAUGCGCC
Messenger RNA from Ostrinia nubilalis (European corn borer), 2932 nucleotides. Its product is annotated as balbiani ring protein 3-like. The transcript is spliced from 13 exons. Gene Ontology annotation, cellular component: membrane. The record is from RefSeq and is a predicted model, not a curated record. Bases 53 to 1531 code for a protein of 492 amino acids. Lineage: Eukaryota; Metazoa; Arthropoda; Insecta; Lepidoptera; Crambidae. Gene Ontology annotation, molecular function: peptidase inhibitor activity.